This is a messenger RNA of Podarcis lilfordi (Lilford's wall lizard), 6775 nucleotides long. Lineage: Eukaryota; Metazoa; Chordata; Lepidosauria; Squamata; Lacertidae. The record is from the annotation of a GenBank genome assembly.
GGUCGUCCCUCCGCCCACUCACCCUCACACCCUUCUGCCAGGCCCUGCUUCCGGUCCCAUCUCCUCAUUCCGCCUCGGGGCCGCUCCGGAGGCGCGGCGGAUGUCGGCAGUUCUGCGCCAAACCAGCCCUGAGCCGAGGAGGAAGCCCCGCCCACCCCUUGGGCCUCGGCUUCCGCGCGGCGGCGGCGCACACGCGAGAGGAGGCGCCGUCCUACCUGUCACGUGGCGUCGCGGUCACCAAGUGCGCGGCCGCGGCGUUUCCGGAAAUAGCUCGGGUUCCUUUCCGUGUCAAGAGCGAGUUGCUUCCGGGUUGCGGCUUGAGGAGCGAUGCUCUUGCGCGCGGCACUAAGAGGGUCUCGGCUGUUGCUGGCCCCACGAGGAACGGGGUCCCCCGGCCAGGUACUCUAGGGGCGGCGCUUGGUUUCCAUAGCAACGGGGACCGGGUCAAAGAUGCCUCUUUAUCGGCCGAGGGUUGCAAAACGAAGCGACCCCCUGCGGCUCCUCGUUUCUUAGCCUUGCGAGCAGGCUGAGUACCUGCCAUCACGCUCUCUAAGAGACGCUGCUGGGGAAAAUGCCAAGAGUUUCCGCCCUUACGUAUCCUUUGCACUGUGCGAGGUGCUAAUCAAUGCUACCUCAUUUCCCCAUAGAGUGGGGAACUCUAAUUAUGGGUGGAUAUUCAAGAAAACUACAGACUCCAUUGUCUGCACCUGUCACAACCAGGCACGUUAAAGGGAGCGGACUGAAGACUUGUUUCUCUAGGAGUUUCGGUGACUGCCAAAAUAUUUCGCUUGUAUACCUACAGCAAGCCCUCAGCCUAUGCGGGAUUACAUUCUGGGAAUCAUGCCUAAAUCAAAAGUCACAUAUAGUCAAAACACAUUAGGUUCAAUGGCAGGUGGGAUCGCCAAAGUCUUUUUCCCUGGACGCUUGGCCUCUUUUUAAUUAUUUUUUAUAUUGCCAAGCGCAUAUAGCUAAAUGUGCACCAGUUAAAUGUGUAAGUUGCAGGCUUUCUCUCUCUUUAUAUAUAACUUUAACAAUAGGUGUAAUGUUUCAUAGUUUUAAGUAUUUUAGUAUAGGAUUUUUUUUAAAAGGUUCUAUACCAUGAACUACUCUGAUCCCACCUAGAUGAAGAGUAGUGUAUACAUGUUUUAAACAAAUAAAAUAACGAUUAUGAAUAUAACAUCACAUUUUAUUACAUGGUCACAGGCCCUGUAAAAACAUGAACACUUUCUCCUCCAUAUGCUUUUAGUGUUUAAAUAACAUACUGGAUCACACUUAGAGUCCAUGGAGUUCAACCUCUUUUUGCUAAUGGUGGCCAGCCAAAUGCUUCUGCAGAUUCCACAAGCAGGACACAUAAGAACAUAUUGAAAAUAAAAAUAAGUUUUGCUGAGCAUCUCAGUGAAUAGCUGUUGACAUUCCUGUUGUCCAGUUUUUUUGUGCUUGCACCAUUGAUGAUCUGUUCCUUUAUCCUCCUUGUAUUUUGUAGAAUAAUGUCUGGCACUGAAUACAACCUUUCUGAUGUAGUGAACACAGGUGUGAACUCUUUACAGUAAAGAAAGUUCAUUUAUCUUGAGUAAUGCUCCUCUUGCAAAUAUACGUUUAGUGGAGUGGCACUAAUUAUAAAUAGCCUCCUCGCUACCUUCUCUGUCCUCAGCAAUGUCAACGGUGGUGGCAGCUCCCACAGAGAUGGUCACAACACAGCGUAGUGUCAGAAGUUGCUUCCCAUCCCAGAGUGGUGGUACCACCUGUCCCCAGUGCUGUGACCAACCGGGCUGUAGGGCGCUGGCUUCUAAUAUGCAGUGGUACUGUGGCCGGAGCUGUGGUGCUGGGUGGUGUCACUAGGUAAGGAAAAUUAGCACCUCCUCUUCAAGCCUUUACUAUAUUUUAUUUACCCUUGACACUGGUUCUCCAACUGUCAUAGAUUGUAUCUUUCUGCAACCAGCAGAGAUCUUCCUAGGGGCAUUGCUUUCCUCUUGGUCAUGCCAGUGUGUGGGCCUAAAGUAACUUCUGGUAUCUCUCUGCCCUUUGAAUGCCUGUGUCUACCCUUAUUUUAUAAAUGCAUUGUAGAUAAACAAUGCAGGCAGUAAAAGAAAGGUGGGAUUAAAGGGUAACAAACUGUACUUACUGUCAUAACAACCUUUUGAGGUAUGGUAGUUAAUUUAGACUAUUUCAGAAUUUAAAAGGUGUGAUUACAUAUAUAUUUGCAUCUAAUUGAUCACCGGUAUGUUUGUGUGUAGUCAGACUUUGCAUCUGCAUUGCCUCCAGUGUCUGAAUUUUCCCAUUGUGGCUUUAUUCUGCUUUUCUAGAUAGAUGGAUACACAUGCACACACCAUUAUAUCCCACAUUGAUAGCAUCUUCCCUCAGUGGUGUGUCAUUGCUGUUCUUUCCUUCUCAGGCUGACAGAGUCUGGGCUUUCAAUGGUUGACUGGCAUCUCGUGCGGGAGAUGAAGCCUCCUCGGACACAGCAGGAGUGGGAAGCAGAAUUCCAAAACUACCAGCAAUUCCCAGAAUUUAAAAUGUAGGCAUGGGUUGAGCUAAAGUUCCUAGAGACUAAAUUUAAAUUGGAUGUGGUGGGGGAAGCCUAUUCUACUAUCCCAACAAAAGGGAAAUGAGAAAAAAAGAGUAUCUUGAAUGCUACUUCUUGAUAGAACUUGUCAUGGAAAGAGGGGAAUGGGCAACUACACCUUACUGCAGGGUUUGUUGUUGUUUUAUAAACCUUCUCUCUGAAUCUAACAGCCUGAACCACAACAUGACGCUGACAGAGUUCAAAUUCAUCUGGUACAUGGAGUAUUCACACCGAAUGUGGGGACGGCUUGUUGGACUGGCUUACAUCCUUCCAGCAGCUUACUUCUGGAGGAAGGGUUACCUCAACCGGUCCCUGAAGGGUCGUGUCGUUGCCCUCUGUGGACUUGUCUGCUUCCAGGUGGGAAAGAUCACUGGGACCUUGAAAUUGUUAAAUGAAUCAUUAAAUUACUCUGCCCAAGAUAGCUGAGAUAGAACAUGAAAGGCAUUGAUCCUUUGCACGCUCCAGGAACUGAUUUGUAUGUGAUCUUAGGUCUCUGGUGCACAGAAGCCCAGCAGAAGCUUCAGAUCAUGGUGCUUGGAGUGUUGUUAGAUCUUAGUUCCUUGGAAGAGAAUGUACAUGGUAUUGGCAGGAGCAAAAGUGGUCUUAGUUUCAUGCCUCUAUGGUACUUUUUCUUUGUUUUGGCAGGGCCUAUUGGGCUGGUAUAUGGUAAAAAGUGGAUUAGAGGAAAAGCCAGACUCUCAUGAUAUCCCACGGGUCAGUCAGUACCGUCUAGCCGCACAUCUGGGCUCUGCACUUGUUCUUUACUGCUACAGCCUGUGGACAGGACUCUCAUUACUGCUGCCGCAGCACAAGGUAAGCGAAAAGUGAGGCAGACCGGGGGCAUGUAUUGAGUCCCAGUUGGGCCAAGAAAGCCUGUACACCAAUUGUGCCUUUGGAGGGAGGCACACUGCCACUGUGCAGACCAAACUGCCACUGUAUCCUAUAUGUGCUCAGCCUGGAAGAGGAAAAUUACAAAUCUUGGGAAAUGUCAAAGAGAUAACGUUCCUGGAAGCACCAUCAAAGCUUACCAGUCAAGAACUCUGUUAGCACUGACACUCCAAUGCAUAGAAGGAGCCAGUGAACUUGCAGUGGGAGGCACACACUCCUGUAUCACAUGCAAAACUAGCGCCUGUUGCCAAUUCUCAGGCAACCCUUCAGGUAGGGUUUCAAAUCCCUUUAUGGUGAUCACAGCCACUGCUUUGGAGCAUCACACGAAAAGGGAAGAAAGGAGAGCCCACACAACACUGCACCCUUAUAGUUCACUUGGUAGGAUGGCCUCUUAAGAGGGUAGUUAUUUAAGAAAGCAUAGCAGGAGAAAUGCAGACUGAGAAGAAUUCAACCUGGCAUGAGCUAUUCCGUUUCUUACAGUGCAGUCUGCCACAACUUCCCCAGCUCUAGCAAGGCCGCAUCCUUGCCACAGAAGAUAUUGCCAUGCAGUUUUGCCCUACACAUCCAGGCAGUAGAUGCUUCUGGGGCCUGUGGAUCUGGUCUUGGGUAUGGUGACUUGACAGCAGGAUUAAAUCAAGCAUGCAGAUGCUAUCUGACUGCUUCCAAGAAUGCCUGGUGAUUUCUAUAAAAUUUGGUAGAUUUGGGUUCAUAGAUAUAAUUGGAUGUAAGCCAUGUCCAUUAAGGGCCGUGCAGCAUAACAGCUGAGUGAGAAGAGCAGAAGUCCUUGCUGCCUUAGCCAUUGAGAGUGAAAUAAAUACGUUCCUCUUCUGUCAGGAGUCUUAUUGGAAACGUGUAUAUAUGCUGAGCCUAUGGAACACUAGUUUCCUUUGCACAUACUCCCUUUAGAAUAUAUAAAAAGGCCAUUGCAUAUUCUUGUGAUCCUCCUCCUGUUUUGACAGUUACCAGAAACCCGUCAACUCCUGCGCCUAAGAAGGUUUGCUCAUGGAACAUCAGGCCUGAUCUUUCUCACUGCCCUCUCAGGUAAAAGUCCCUGUCACUUUUGCACCAAUCUCUUUCUUUUGAGAAGCAAUAGACAGCAUCGUCAUGGAUGUGUGUUUCUUGCUUCAUUUCUCAUUGGGAGGGUCUAGACUUUUUCAAUUCCAGGUUACUGAAAUGCUUCCUCUUCAUGCUGGUCAGACAACAUCACUGGGAACUGUUUUGUGGCCUUGAGGGAAGGACCUAAAACUCUCACCGUGAUGGUUUUUAGGUGGCUUGUUCUAUUACAUUCAUACUUCCAAGUGUGACAGACUCUCUUCUCUGGAACUCUAGGGGCAUUUGUGGCAGGACUGGAUGCUGGUCUUGUAUACAAUUCAUUUCCCAAGAUGGGGGAACGCUGGAUCCCUGAUGAUCUCCUUGCCUUUUCCCCAAAGUUGAAGAACAUAUUUGAGAAUCCCACAACCGUGCAGUUUGAUCACAGGAUUCUGGUAUGUUUCUUCCUCUUUAUGCUCCUAGAUAACACCUCUUUUUUAAUUGGUUGCCGUUCUUGGGUUUGUGUUCAUUCCAGGUGGCAGUGUAACUGGGAAUGUGGGAAUGCAGGCCCCUUAACUCAGAGUAGAGCACUUGUUUGCAUGCCUAAAGUACUGGUUUCCAUCUCCACUGUCUUUAAUUAAAGGGUGCAAGUUACAAAGGGGGGGGGGUUAGUCUAAACAUUAAGGAGAACAUCAUGAUGUCAUGAGUUUUUUGAAAGAGGAGCAGACUGCCCCAGAAGUGAUGGACUCUUUUUCAGAGGCUGGAUUGUCAGGGAUGCUGUAGUAGUGAGGUUCCUGCAUUGCCUUUGGACUAGAUGACCUUUUAAGAUCCCUUCCAACUCCACUUCUAAGCCCUUUGUUGUCAUUGCAAAGCUUCUCUGGUUCCCUCACUGGAUAUUUACUCUUUUCCCUUUAGGGAGUUUCCUCUGUCGCAGCCAUUACAGGUCUGUACCUGUUUUCCAGGAAGAUUCCUCUCCCACGGAGGACAAGGAUGGCAGUUGCUUCCUUACUGGCUGUGGCAUACCUCCAGGUAUUAUCUAUGCCCUUUAAAACACCCUUUUAAUUGUAACUUAGUAGUGUCCUCUGAUGGAAUGGCAAGUUUCCCCUUUCUUCCAGGUAGGUGCCUGCCUUCUCGUCACUGAUAAUGCUAUCUUGGUUGCUGAUCUCAGGCAUUUAAAACUGAAAUUGGUGGGGACCAAUUUUUAUUUAUUUAUUUAUUUGGCUUUGAAGGACAAAGGGGGGAAAUAGAGCUGCAGUCGUGCUCUUCUGUGGAAAUAUUGCACAGUGCUAUGGUCACUGCCCUUCUCUGCCUUCUGGGUUUAAACUGAGAAGGCAAAGGGGGAACAUCAGUGCAGUUUCAUUAGCAUUGUAUCCUGAAGCACUAUGACAGCUACCUCAUCCUGUAGCAGGUUAUUUACAGUGGGAGAGAAACAGAACAUAUAAAAAUCCCCAUACCAAUUGCUUAUGAAGCUUCUUGUGUAUAAUUCUGUGCUAUAAGAAUACGAUGCAGAUGUAUUUGCACAUACUUCUACAUUUCAGGUAUACUGGUAAGCAAACUUUGCUUAUGUCUGAAACUUCAUUUUAUUCUUGCUCCUCUGCAGGUUACCCUGGGCAUCAGCACACUUCUCCUGUAUGUCCCAACUCCUUUAGCAGCCACUCAUCAAUCAGGUUCCCUGGUAUUGCUCAGUGUGGCGUUGUGGCUGAUGCAUGAACUGAAGCGGAUCCCGAAAUAACCCUGCUUCCCUAUUUAGCCAGCCUCUUUGCUAGUGCUGAAGGUUCACGGUUGCUGCCUUUGCCCCACGUGUUGUAUGCUCCUCUUCCUGAAAGCCUUAAUUUGAACAGAAGGCGAGGCUGAACAGCACCUUGAUGUCAUGAGUUGAAGUGCUUUGUUGCAAAACUUGGUGAACAUGAAUCACCAUCCUUUGCUUAAGGUGUGAGGUUGAUAAGGCGGGCUCUGGCAAGAAUGAUGGUCGUUUGAGGUGUGUCUUGCUUCCUGCUGAGCUGUCUGUAUGAGGCUACAGCCAUGAGCCUUUUACAUUCUGUGUAGGAUGGAUAUAGAGAAUGGAUUAUGGGGUGAGUGGGCCUAGAAAUUUGGAUGAACAGCAAAUGAAGGCAUUUCAAAACUGUAUUAUAAGGGUGAUGGGUGGCAUAGUUUGUGGAUUUUCUUUAGCAGAAUGGGGUUUGAGUGCAAUUUUUUGAGUGCAAUUUUUUUGCAUUAGAAUAUUGAAAUGUGCACUGUAAUUAAACCAUGCAGAAGACCCACAGUCCUUUCCUUAUUUAAUAAAAAAAGUUUCUC